AGCAGUACGAUAUGCACUUAACGUCUGUACUCCCUUUACUCUAUUUAUGCAUUUUUGUUAAUUACACGCUCCAAAUAAGAUUUACAAGGAAAAUCAAAGCGAUCGGAUUUCCUUACUAUAAAAUCUUAAUGACUUUAGGGUCUUGUAAAAAUAGUAUACUUUACAAAGAAGAAAAAAUUUGGCCAACAGUAAGGUUAAACAGAGUAAUGGAUAUUUAUUACCGAAGCAGUAAUAAUGAUAUAAAAGUAUCGCAAGUGGAUAUAUUUCUAAUAAUAAACAACACGGACUGCGUGGCCUUCUCGACCUCUGGGGUGGGAUCUCCAGAAUUUACGGCAACUAUGUUCUACGCAACAAACAUGGGCCCAACUUAUUAUAGGUUAACAAUUUUUACAUGCGACUACAACGUCACAGUGGAAACAUUAGAAACGACUAAGUACUGAUCA
Messenger RNA from Colias croceus (clouded yellow), 443 nucleotides. RefSeq lists its product as uncharacterized. The transcript is spliced from 3 exons. The record is from RefSeq and is a predicted model, not a curated record. The coding region runs from base 12 to 440 and encodes 142 amino acids. NCBI's taxonomy places the organism in Eukaryota, Metazoa, Arthropoda, Insecta, Lepidoptera, Pieridae.